AAUGAGAACUUCUAGUAAUAAAGAUAGUGAAAACAAUCCUACAAUUGCAAAUCAAUCUACUUCAAGAGCUAAUUUAUCUACAUAUAGAGAAAGAUUUAAGACAUCAAUUAAUUCAAAAUCAAAAUCUCCCUUUAAUUUAGAAACUCCUAAGAAAAACAAACUUUUAGAAGAAUAAUAAAGAAUAAUCUAAUAAUUAAUUUCUAAAAUACCUGAUCAACAAUAAUUGGAAGGACAUAAGAAGACAAUUGAAGAGCUUGAGGAUGAAUUAAAUAAAAAGAAUUAAUUAAUUAUUGAAUUAUAAGAUAAAAUUUAGAAUGAAGAAGUGUAUUUGACUCUUAAUCAAAGAAUUUUGGAGAUCAACAAAAAUUUAGACAAUGUAAUAUAAUAAAAUUAGAAUCUAAUUAAAGAAAAUGAUACAAUGAAAUUUGAAUUAGGAUAAUUGAGGUUUUUAGAAGAGCAAUAUUAUGCAACAUUAUAAGAAAAUAAAAUCUUAUAGUAAUCAAUUAUUAAUAAUGACUGUUAAUAUGAAAAAAUAUUAUAAUAAUAUGAACUUGAUUGUAAUAAUUAUCGAUAGUCAAUAUUAAAGCUUCAAGAAACUUGUGAAGCAUAAUAAGCAUAAUUGUAAGGUUAGGAGGAGUAAAGAUCUUUUUAAUACUAAUUAUAAUAAUUUGAUAAAAUAAAAGUAUAUAUAUCCAAUAUAUUUAUUAGAAAUUGAUUAAAGAUGAGGUUUAAUGUAUUGGAUAGUUAAUUGCAUAAAUUAAUUAAUAAUUAUAAAAAUAAUUGUCAGAUAUUAUGCCUAAUUCAAUAAAAUAGUUAUAAAAGGAUCUUAGUAAAAAGAAAUAUGUAAUAGAAGAAAAAAUCAAAAGUCUUGAGCAACUCUAGGAUUAAGAUUGUGAAUUAGGAAAGAUAUAGAAUAAUUAAGAAAAUGAUGAAUUGAAGUUAAUAUUAUUGAUGCAAUCUCUUACAAUAGAGAAGAUGAUUGAUUUGUGA
Messenger RNA from Paramecium pentaurelia, 990 nucleotides. NCBI's taxonomy places the organism in Eukaryota, Ciliophora, Oligohymenophorea, Peniculida, Parameciidae. The record is from the annotation of a GenBank genome assembly.